AUGGCUCAGGCAGAGGAACUUGAAAGUAGCUCGAUGCCCUCCACUCCGCGCGAGUCCAGGGGGUUGUACAAAUACGAGCCAUUACCAACUUCCACAUCUAUCAGGCUCAUACGGGUCAAUAGCAAAGACCCAGAUGGCACCGUCCAUGUGCAAUUGAAGACAGUUGACUUGAAUGACCGGCCUUGGUAUAACGCCGUCUCCUACACCUGGGGAAACCCCCAUACCGAGUUGCCCCACGUCCAAGACGCCCACGCAGCGUAUUCGCAAAAAUAUCCUCCUGAGCAUCGAGAGCCUAUAAUAGCAAAUGGGCAAAUUCUAUACGUCAGCCGAAGUGCAUACGAUGUACUGGCAUCUGUACCGACGGACGCUUGGGCAAAGCGGUGCAACAGGAGAAACCCCAGGAAUCAACUUCGCGCGACUAUCCAUACGGCUUGUAUGACCAGCAAGAAAGAUUUUGUCGAAGAGCUGAUCUGCGCCGGGGUAGAUGUUAAUGUUCAAGAUGAAUAUGGUAGAACUCCGCUAUGCUAUGCCGCUAGACUCGGAAAGCUUGAAUUCGUGGAGCUUUUGCUCGCUGCCGGUGCGGAUAUCUACAUUACUGGAGAGAACAAGAAUCUCCCCCUUGAAUAUGCCCGAGAGGGUGGAUCUGAAGAUGUUAUCAAAUGUCUUGAAGAAGCAGAGAAAACGGAAGGGUUAGAUGUGCCUCGUAGAUCGUGGCCCGAAGGACCCCAAAUGUGGUGCUGGAUUGACCAGAUCUGCAUUGAUCAGGGUAACCUUGAAGAGAGAGCCUCACAAGUGUCAAUUAUGGAUCAGAUCUACGAAUGUGCAUCUUACACCCUUAUAUGGCUCGGACCCGAAGACGCGCAUACCCAAACCGCGGUUGACACGAUCCUAAAACUGGAUUCUGCGAAAGGAGAUCUUAUUCAUGCCAAUGAAAUUAUCCCUUAUGAGCAACAAUCCGAGGAGGUAUAUGCCGCAGCUGAUAUUCCGUAUGUUUCGCAAAUGGAGUGGACAGCCCUUGCCGUGCUUUUCCUCCGCCCAUAUCUCAGAAGGCUGUGGGUGAUUCAAGAGAAUAUUCUCUCACAUACAUGUCUUGGAUAUUGUGGUAGAUUCGAGAUUCCUUGGCAGGCAUUCUGCACAGUUGCACAGCAGGUCUACUUCCGACAGACCCUUUUAGGAAGGGUUACUUCAACUAACUUCAUUGGUAUAAACAGUCCUGUGGUGGCCAUAGAGAGCGAAAUAGUGCAUCUCACACAGUGGAAGGAUCGGCUACAGAAUCAAGCUUCUAUGCCUAAGACCCUCUCCUUGGAAAACCUCCUUUUUGAGACCUGGACCUUUCGCGCCACAGAUCCGAGAGAUAAAAUAUUCGGACUUUAUGGCCUUCUUGCCAAAGCUGGGACUGUGUCCUGGCGACCGGACUAUAAGAAAUCAGUUGCACAUGUCUACGCGGAUGCUACAAAAGAGAUAAUGGAAAACGCUGGUGAGCUGCGUAUGCUCUCUGCGGUUCUUGAUAGGUCGCUUCGCAAUAUCUCGGACCUUCCUUCAUGGGUCCCAGAUUACAGCGUUCCGUUCUGUAACAUGAUGUGCGCUAACUAUAACGCUGCUGGGAAUCUUCCUCAAGCGCCGAUCCAGCCCAGUCCCUGGGAUGUGCUCGCAGUAUCCGGGGUUCGAAUUGAUACCGUCUUGCAAACGGGAAACGCGACAUCUGGGCCCAACCAACUCUCUAUGUUCUUUGAUGCCCGCUGGUUCGAGCUCGCAUUGCUCCUCCCACACCCCUAUCACAACGGUCAGGCAAGAACUGAGGUACUAUGGCGCACAUUAUGCGCGGACCAGAAGACUGAUGGAUCAUUCCCAGCCCCUGCAGACUACGGUGGUUACUUUCGGCAAAUGCUAUGUAGACUUUCCUGCGUGAAAGUAGAGGAGACUGCCAGGACUUCCGCGGUAGAGCCAAAUACAGUCUUUCUUGAAGCGGUCCUCCACCGCAUCCGACAAGUAUUGUCAACGCCCCCCAUUUCAGAUCUCUCCACUGACGAGAUCCAACGUACUUUUGGAGACCCUGACACAAACCUCAGCCGUCCUGACCUCCAGACUUUAACUUAUCUCCUCUAUAAACUCCAUGUUCUCGGAGUGGUAGAGGAUAGCUCAUGGACACCAACUAUUGGUGAGAUCGAGAGAGCCUACAACAGCUCUAGGUGGCAGACAUGGGACGAGAGUAGCACGCUUCCUGGAGAUGGGAUCGAAUUCCACGGAGCACUUAGGAGUAAGCAUGGUAGACGGCGUCUAUUUGUGACCGAGAGGCGAUAUCUUGGACUGGGCCCUGCAUCGAUGGUCGAAGGGGAUGAGGUAUGGGUUAUACCUGGUGCUGGUGCUACAUUCGUUCUUAGACCUCUGGAAGACGGGGCAUUUGCUUUGAUUGGCGAGGCGUAUGUACAUGGGGUUAUGAAUGGGGAGGCUGUUCCAGACGGGGAUGUAAAUCUUUCUCAUAUUCGUCUUGUUUAG
Messenger RNA from Aspergillus alliaceus, 2496 nucleotides. Its product is annotated as Ankyrin and HET domain protein. The record is from RefSeq and is a predicted model, not a curated record. Bases 1 to 2496 code for a protein of 831 amino acids. The transcript has a single exon. Gene Ontology annotation, molecular function: protein binding. NCBI's taxonomy places the organism in Eukaryota, Fungi, Ascomycota, Eurotiomycetes, Eurotiales, Aspergillaceae.